AUGGCUCACGCCACGCACACGCGGUCAACCAUGCGUCGCUUCUCUCGUCGACUGCCCCAAGUUGUCGUCUUUUUCCUCUUAGUCUCGCCGGUCCCAACCACUGCGCCGAACGAAUCCAGCAUCACUCCAGGAGGCGAUGAUGUCCCCCCCGAUGCGAGCAACGUCCCCCCCGACGCCAGCGACGUCCCCCCCGACGCCAGCGACGUCCCCCCCGACGCCAGCGACGUCCCCCCCGAUGCCAGCGACGUUCCCCCCGAUGCCAGCGACGUUCCCCCCGAUGCCAGCGACGUUCCUCCCGAUGCGAGCGCGGGCGCCGCCGGCGACGAGGACGGGUACAUGGAGGCGACACCGGCGGUGAAGCAGCUGGUGGCGCGGCUGGAGCGCGUGGCGGGGUCCAUGAAGAACCCCUGGGAGGUCCUCAUGCACCUCGACCAGCUCUUCGCCGCUGACGCCAGCGCAACCCUGAGCGGCGCCACUUCCUCUGGCGCCGUGGGAGCAGCGAGCUCUAAGGUGUCGCCCCUGGCCACUGGGUGCGCCGCGACCAAAGCGCAGAUGCUCAAGGAGGUGUCGCGGCUGGCGUGGAGGCUGCACUUCCGGCCCAUCAAGUACACCAUCAUGGGGCGCUUCUUCAGGAACAUCGCCACCACCGCCAGUGAGCCUCUCGUGUACCUGGUGCUGGCGCCGCUCUACAACACCAUCAACGCCACGUACCACUUCGAUCGCCUGCGACGCAUGCCGCAUGGCGCCACCAUGCCCACGCUCAUCCCCGGGUACCCCAUCGCCAAGUACUUCACGCCCGUCACUCCCCUUGCACUCAUCACCUUGGGCGGCUCCAUCGUCGCCGUCGGCACACCCAGCGCCAAGACGGUACUCGCACGACUUGGGUGGGCGCAGAUCAAGGACCGUGAUAUUCACUGUGGGAAGUACCUGGCGGCUCACGGCGUGAGCACCCUGGUCAUUCCACGCAUCAAGUUCCCCAAGUGA
Closterium sp. Naga37s-1 is the source of this 984-nucleotide messenger RNA. Lineage: Eukaryota; Viridiplantae; Streptophyta; Zygnematophyceae; Desmidiales; Closteriaceae. The record is from the annotation of a GenBank genome assembly.